CCAAGCAAGGUGGUCACUGAUUCACUGAGCGUAGAGAGAGAAUGGCCCCAAAAGCUAUCUUCUUCGUUCUGCUUUGCUUUUCAUCAGUUUCUCUCAGUCCUGUUCUUGCAGAGACUGAGCAACAUGACGAUCCUGGCCUUGUUAUGAACUUCUACAAGGAAGCUUGCCCUCAAGCUGAAGACAUUAUCAGAGAACAAGUCAAACUCCUCUACAAGCGCCACAAGAACACUGCUUUCUCAUGGCUCAGAAACAUCUUCCAUGACUGUGCUGUUCAGAGUUGUGAUGCUUCUCUGCUUCUGGAUUCCACAAGAAGGACCUUGUCUGAGAAGGAGACCGACCGAAGCUUUGGUUUGAGGAACUUCAGGUACACUGAGACCAUAAAAGAGGCUGUAGAGAGAGAGUGCCCUGGGGUUGUUUCAUGUGCUGACAUUCUUGUUCUCUCUGCGAGAGAUGGGAUUGUUGCGCUAGGAGGACCUUAUAUUCCACUUAAAACUGGAAGAAGAGAUGGAAGAAAAAGCAGAGCAGAUGUGGUUGAACAGUACCUUCCAGAUCACAAUGAAAGCAUCUCUGUUGUUCUUGAGAGGUUCUCUGCCAUGGGAAUCGACACCCCUGGUGUUGUUGCACUUCUGGGAGCACACAGUGUAGGUAGAACCCAUUGUGUGAAGCUGGUGCACCGUCUGUACCCAGAGGUAGCCCCAGAACUGAACCCAGACCAUAUCCCUCACAUGCUGAAGAAAUGCCCGGAUGCGAUUCCUGACCCGAAGGCGGUGCAGUACGUGAGGAACGAUCGAGGCACGCCCAUGGUUCUAGACAACAACUAUUACCGGAACAUACUGGACAACAAGGGCUUGUUGAUAGUGGAUCACCAACUAGCCUAUGACAAGAGGACCAGACCUUUUGUGAAGAAGAUGGCCAAAAGCCAGGACUAUUUCUUCAAACACUUCUCCAGAGCCAUCACUCUCUUGUCUGAAAACAACCCCCUCACUGGCUCAAAGGGUGAGAUCAGAAGGCAAUGCAAUGUUGCCAACAAGCACCAUGAGGAGCCUUAAUUAAGUGCCUUUUAAUAUAUAUACCUCCAAGUUCAGUAGUUCGCUUUCUUCUUCUGUGUGUGUGAGGAAGAGAAGUGCAAGAACUAUUCAGAAUAAGGUGUUUGUUUCUUUUUAGUUCCUAGCUUUGCUCCUGUACUAGUAGCUAUAGUGAUAAUAAUGGUGUAUGUAUUAAUGAUGCAAGUGAAUGAUGACGACAAUGUCUGUGACAUUCAUGCACGCGAAGGCUGUUCAUUCACUUACAUCGUUAAGAAUAAAGUGUUUGUUCUUUGUAGUAGCUAUAGUAAUGAUGGCGUAUGUAUUUUAAUGAUGCAAGUUAAUGAUGAUGCGUGAAUGUAAG
Neltuma alba is the source of this 1386-nucleotide messenger RNA. RefSeq names its product peroxidase 42. The transcript has 4 exons. Bases 42 to 1049 code for a protein of 335 amino acids. Gene Ontology annotation, molecular function: peroxidase activity; heme binding. Gene Ontology annotation, biological process: hydrogen peroxide catabolic process; response to oxidative stress. The record is from RefSeq and is a predicted model, not a curated record. Lineage: Eukaryota; Viridiplantae; Streptophyta; Magnoliopsida; Fabales; Fabaceae.